AUGAUUGAAAGAACUAGAAUAGCCAACAAAUCCAUGGUGAGAGAAUUCCUUCUGAUGGGAUUUUCUGAUGACCACGACGUACAAUUUCUUCAUUUUGUCAUGUUUCUAAUCAUUUACUUAGUAGCUUUAACUGGGAAUUUAGUCAUUGUGUUUGUUGUAAUCCUGAACCAACACCUUCAUACCCCCAUGUACUUCUUUUUGGUCAACCUGUCCCUGACUGAUAUUACUUACAUCACAACCACUGUCCCCAAAUCAAUGGCAGUUUCUCUGACAGAUAACAAAAUAAUUACUUUGCCUGGAUGUGUGGCUCAGGUUUUCUUAGUUAUUACUAGUGCAUGUUCUGAGAUCUUCUUGCUUACCAUCAUGGCUUAUGACCGUUAUGUAGCUAUCUGCCAUCCCCUACAAUAUACCCUUAUCCUGAACUGGGAUACAUGCAAUCAAAUGGCAGCUACUUCCUGGGUCAGCUCCCUGCUUUAUGCAUCUCUACAAACAGUCAUCACUUUCCAAUUAAACUUCUGUGGGCCAAACAUGAUUGGGCAAUUUUUCUGUGAUAUUCCUCAGUUACAAAAAAUUUCUUGCACAGAUACAAAAGUUAACCAAAUUCUGAUUUGGAUAUUUGGAUUAAUUGUUGGUUCCUUUUGUAUUGGAUUCAUAUUUGCAUCUUAUGGCUGCAUUAUCUCUGCUGUGCUGAAGAUUCCAUCAGUUGAAGGCAGAUACAAAGCCUUCUCCACUUGCAGUCCACACUUAACAGUUUUUUCUUUAUUCAUGUCUACAGCUUUCUUUUCAUAUCUGAGGCCAAAAUCUUUUUCCUUUCCCACUCUAGACUUACUCUCUGCUGUUUCAUAUACAGUUUUGCCUCCUAUUUUGAAUCCCAUUAUUUAUUGCCUCCGGAACAAGGACAUGCAAGCAGCUGUGUGGAAACUAAUGUCAAAAAUAAAAUGA
Messenger RNA from Python bivittatus (Burmese python), 942 nucleotides. RefSeq names its product olfactory receptor 14A16. NCBI's taxonomy places the organism in Eukaryota, Metazoa, Chordata, Lepidosauria, Squamata, Pythonidae. The record is from RefSeq and is a predicted model, not a curated record. Gene Ontology annotation, biological process: G protein-coupled receptor signaling pathway. Gene Ontology annotation, cellular component: membrane. Gene Ontology annotation, molecular function: olfactory receptor activity; G protein-coupled receptor activity.